Colletotrichum graminicola M1.001 is the source of this 2703-nucleotide messenger RNA. Its product is annotated as UDP-galactose transporter. Lineage: Eukaryota; Fungi; Ascomycota; Sordariomycetes; Glomerellales; Glomerellaceae. The transcript is spliced from 4 exons. Gene Ontology annotation, biological process: pyrimidine nucleotide-sugar transmembrane transport. The record is from RefSeq and is a predicted model, not a curated record. Gene Ontology annotation, molecular function: pyrimidine nucleotide-sugar transmembrane transporter activity. Gene Ontology annotation, cellular component: Golgi membrane. The coding region runs from base 1 to 2703 and encodes 900 amino acids.
AUGUUACGACACGCUAGCGUAUUGGGGUUCUUCCUAAAGCCUCUAGGAUGGAUUCCAGGUGGCCCUCAACAAGCCGCUUAUGCCGCCGCCCUCGGCUUGGUCGCGAUCCAGGUCGGCAUCGGCAUCAUCAUGAAGAUCUCCCAGACCGGCGGUUCUUACUCCUUCUCCCCCUCGGCGUCCGUUACCAUCUCCGAGUUCUUCAAGAUGGUUUUGUCCACCAUCUUCUUCUGGAACGAAUGCAAGCGUAGAGCCGCCGACGGCGUCCUCCCGUCGACCCGUGGAGGCGGUAGCGGCUACGCCUCUCUCGCCACGUCAGAACUACCUUUGACCGAGCGGAGCAGUUUGGAAGAGAAACGGGAAGAAGACGCGCCGAACGGUAGCGCCAGCUCAUCGAGUAAUGCCAAUGGCGUCGACAAGCACAACCGCCCGCUCCCCCCGCUCGACUUCAGAACCUAUUGGCGCUAUGUUCGCGGGGAAGUGACCAAAGACGUCAGAUACGGCUUCUGCAAUUUGGCCUUAUUCUACGUGCUCAUCAACAACUCGAUCUUCGUCAGCUACAAGAUGGCCGAUCCCGGUACGAUUCAGUUGACCAAGAGCGGUGUCACCUUUAUCACCGCCCUGGUCAUGAUUGCAACCCUGAACACCAAAAUCUCCAAGGUCCAAUGGAUCGCCAUUCUGAUGCAGAUUUGCGGUUUGAUGGUGACCCAGUACAACCCCCAGACGGGCACGACAUACCCGUUUAGCACCUACUUCAUUCUGCUCUUCCAGGUCUUCUUGAGCGCGUCCUCGGGUGUGUAUAACCAGGCGCUUCUCAAGACGGACGACUCGAGCUUGCACGCCGACAACAUGAUUCUCUACGGCGCUGGUGCAUCUAUGAAUUUACUCUGCCACCUGGUCAUCAAGACCCUGAAGGCCGACGAGCCGGGCUUCUUUGAGGGCUACAACAGCUUCGGUGCUAUCAUGGUCAUUGUCAGCAACGUCUUCAUCGGCCUUGCGAUUACUGCUGUCUACAAGUACGCCGACGCCGUCAUCAAGUGCUUCGCCACGGCAGUCGCGACCGGCAUUCUACUUUACGUCUCGCCCGUUCUGUUCGGCACCAAGCUCAGCUUCCUCGUUCUGCCUGGUACUGUGGUCGUCUUCGUUGCCUCUUGGCUCUACAUGGACAACCCGCCUCCCAAGGACCCCAACCCUCCGACCAAUGAGCCCCAAAAACUGUCCUUGUUCAGCAAGAUGGCAGCUGUUGCAAGAAUGUUCAAUAAGAUCUUCCUCGCUGUCGCUACCUUUGUCACAGUUCUCAUCGUGGCGUUCCUCACCAUGUCGGAAGCCAGGAUGCCCGACUUCGCCAAGGAGGGAGGCUCGGCGCCGUCAGCGUCGGUGUCGUCCGGACCCAAGCCCGUUACCGGCAGCGAGAGCACGGUCGAGUCGCCUUUCAAGAACACCAUGGCCAUGAUCCGAUGGAACUCUGCACGCCCUGAACGCAUCCCCUUGUUGCAGAAGUACGAGCCGUUCUUCCACACCGUGCACAUCUCCAUGCCGAACAUGUUCCAGGGCGAGGACCCUGAAUUCCACAACUUGACCCAUGACCAGUUCCCCGGUACCUUCACCAUUUACAAGCAGGUGUCCCGCACCAUGAAACUUAUCCUGGACACUCAGCCCGAGAUCGACGGGCUCAUGUAUUACCACUUCGAUGCCUGGGUCGACCCGCUCGGCUGGACUGGCAUGAAUCCCUACAACAUCCAUUUCCCCUCCGUCAUUGACACUGCCCCGCCAUCCCAGGGUGGACCCGAAUACAUGUGUCUGACGGACACCAAGAACUACAACUGGUGGGGAUGGGGACAGGACUUCCACCGCACCGCCAUGGCUGCGGCGUCAGUGGUGGACAACUUUGGCCUUGAGUACAAGAUUCGCCGGGACGAGUUUUGCGUUGGGUGGAGUGACAUCUACUACAUUCCCCGACGGUUCUUUGCCGAUUACAUCUUCAUGUCCGAGAUCUUUGCUGGCUUUGGUGUCUUCCACGAGGUUGCCAUUCCUACGAUCGUGCACAUCAUCGACCAGAGCCGCCGCCGCAACCCGUACCGGUCCAUCGUUGAUCAUAUCAGCGACUGCUGGGGCAACUGCUGCAGCUCCAACCCCAAGAUUCGCGACGUGCUCGGUGCUCGAUGCGGUCACCGCCUCAAUUACCUAGAGGAGGGGAUCAUCAAUGCAUUCUACGACAAGCUCGACGCCCAGGCGAAUUUCCUCGGUCAGACGCUCAACUCAACCAAAUACGCUAUGACGAGCGGCGAUGCCGCUCACAUUUUCGACAGCGCUGCACUGGCGAGCAUCAACAAUGGCGAAGCAAAUAAAGUCGCGCCCGCCAAAGACGACGCUUUGGAAGACGACCUGCGAGCGGAUAAGCUGGCGGCCGAAAAGAUCAAGCAGGAAAAAGGAAAGCUGAAGGAUGAGCAUGCACCGAUCGACAAGACAGGAAAGCCUGGUGACCCUAAGGCCGACCCUUCUAAGGUCCCUCCCCCGCCCCCGUCCGGCGAGCAUACCCCGAAGCCGAAAGACGACAAGGAGGGCGCCGCGAAGGAAGGAGGAAAGAAGGGGGGCGACAAGAAGGUCGACCCUAACGAUGCUCUCAGAGAAGCCGACCGCGAUGGUGACGUGAAGCGGAGAUUCCGGCGGGAGAUCGUGGCUGCCGUCGCUGGAUUCGGCUAUUAG